AGUCCUCCAGCGUUCCCGGCAUUCCGUGUACUCGGGUUUGAGAGCAGUGAAAGGUCGCGUCUGCUGUUUAAUCUGUUCCAGCUCAGAUUUAAACGUAAACCGAAACUUAAUACAUCAGGUUUAGAGACGUUUGAAGUCUCCCGGCGCCGCUCGGAGGAUUUCAGCUGAAAACAGGGCAACAAACUACUGAAGAGCCUCCGGAGGGUCGACGGUACGGAGUGUUGGUCUCCUCCUCCAGCACCAGCCGAGUGGAAGAUAUUACCCGGGGAUUUAAGACCUCAUUAGCUGAACCACCGGUUUGUGAAGAUCGCUGCCAAGAAUGUCGUCGAAGAAGCAGAGUUCAAAUAACAUAGCGCAGGCGCGGAGAAUCGUACAGCAGCUACGGAUAGAGGCCAACAUUGAGAGGAUAAAGGUUUCUAAAGCCUCUGCGGACCUCAUGCAUUACUGUGGCGAGCAUGCUAAAUACGAUCCACUCCUGAUGGGGAUUCCAGCCUCAGAAAACCCGUUUAAGGACAAGAAGCCCUGCACUAUAUUGUAGUGGGACGCCCCCAGACAUGAGCUCCUUAAUGCCUCCUUUUUUAUAGAGAGAAUAUUUUACCUUAAAGCAUUCAUACACUAGUCGCCUUAAAAAAAAAAAAGUCAGCUAACCCCCAUCUUCA
Colossoma macropomum (tambaqui) is the source of this 659-nucleotide messenger RNA. RefSeq names its product guanine nucleotide-binding protein G(I)/G(S)/G(O) subunit gamma-12 (gene gng12b). The transcript has 4 exons. Gene Ontology annotation, biological process: G protein-coupled receptor signaling pathway. Gene Ontology annotation, molecular function: G-protein beta-subunit binding. Gene Ontology annotation, cellular component: heterotrimeric G-protein complex. The record is from RefSeq and is a predicted model, not a curated record. NCBI's taxonomy places the organism in Eukaryota, Metazoa, Chordata, Actinopteri, Characiformes, Serrasalmidae. Bases 320 to 538 code for a protein of 72 amino acids.